Onthophagus taurus is the source of this 867-nucleotide messenger RNA. RefSeq lists its product as uncharacterized. The record is from RefSeq and is a predicted model, not a curated record. NCBI's taxonomy places the organism in Eukaryota, Metazoa, Arthropoda, Insecta, Coleoptera, Scarabaeidae.
AUGAAUUGUUCAAAUGAAGUAGUAUACCGCAAAAAAUUAAAUUCGAAACAACCGUGGAAAUGUGGAAGCUGUGCAUGUCGUCGUACUAUUAAAGCUAGUGAAGCGGACGACACUGAGGGGGCUACUACAUUGUCCUCUAUAAAGUCUGAAUUAUUGGCAGAAAUUAAAAGGUUGGUGAAACCAUUGAGUGAAUCUAUAUCGGAACUCAAAAAAGAUGUAAGUGAACUCAGAAAUUUCGUUCAACAUGUAUCUGAUAACUAUGAUAAUAUUUUAACUGAGUUGAAGAGCUUUAAAAGUGAAUUAUCUACCGUUAAGCAUAACUGCGAGGGGUUAAGUCGACAACUUGUUGAGAAAAAUGGGGAAAUAUUAAAUUUGUCUACCCAGCUUAAUCAGAUGGAGCAAUAUGUUCGAAAUAAAAAUUUGAUUAUUAGUGGAAUUCCAUUAAUGCAAAAUGAAAAUUGUAAAGACAUUGUGAUGAAGGUUGCUGCCCAACUAAAUGUUGUUUUGGAUCCGGACGAAGUUGAUGUUGCACAUCGUUUGAAAACUAACAAAAAUACUACGCCCCUUAUUAUAGCCCAAUUUACUAGAAGAUCAUCUAGGGAUGCGUUACUUGCUAAAAAGAAACUAGUCGUGACUAAUGCUUUCUAUCCAGGCCUGAAAAUUGGUGAAUCUAUUUUUCUAAAUGAACAUCUUACACCUCUAAACAACAAGCUGCUAAUGCUGGCCAAGAAAACGGCGCGUGUCAACGGCUUCAAGUUUGUAUGGUUCAGGAAUAAAGUUAUGGUCAGGAAGGAUGAAAAUUCUCCAGCGCUUUCAAUUGAUACUGAACAGGACCUCUUGAAAAAGGUCGGUCAGUCCUCAAUUUGA